Messenger RNA from Porites evermanni, 11937 nucleotides. NCBI's taxonomy places the organism in Eukaryota, Metazoa, Cnidaria, Anthozoa, Scleractinia, Poritidae. The record is from the annotation of a GenBank genome assembly.
AUGCCUUCUCUUUCCAACGAGCAGAGAGCAGCGAUAGCUAUCGGAGUUCCAGUCAUAGCAUUAUUGCUCUAUCUCUGGUACAGGAAACGUCAAAGCUCACACUUUUCGGGGGAAGAUGACGAGUAUGCGAAAGAAACAGAAAGCGAAAGUGUUGCCUCUUCGAAUCAAAAGACCAUCGAAGUGAAAGUCCCUAGCUCUGCUGUCGGAGUAAUUAUUGGAAAGUCUGGUGCGAAUAUUAAAAAGAUAGAGAAGGAUAGCGGUGCUCGUGUAGUUAUGAAGGAUGAAGAAGAAGGUAACGAGAAAGGAGAGAGGAUUGUACUGAUUCAAGGUGAACGCGAGAAGGCAAAACGUGCGGAAAUAUUGGUGAAGAAAAUUAUAGCGGAACAACCAGUCAUAAGAACCGAAGAAGUUUUCAUACCUCAGCGUGCUUGUGGAAGAAUAAUUGGCAAGGGAGGACAAACAAUACGAAACAUGAGCUCCAUUUCAGGUGGGGACAUUUCCUGUCAUUGUUUUCUUUGACAGUAGUCAAUAACAAAAGUUAAAGGUUCACCUUUUGUGCUAAUCCUUUCUUUACGUCCCAAGAGCGUUCAAGGUAAAUUUUCUCCUUACGACAUCAAUACAUAAUCAAGAGAAAGUUUUUCAAGAAUUAAUUAAGUGUUAACCAAAGAGAAAAUGUUUUGAUCUUGGGCUAUUGGAUUUUAUUCCCCUUCCCCCCCCCCUCGGUUUUAUUGUAUAAGACUCCAAAUAAAAAAAUGUUUGUAUGUAUUUAUGGAAUUCUUCAGGGGUAAGUUAUAAAAUUGAGGAUUUCUUUAGGGGUAGAGUAAAAAAAUCUGGAAUUCUUUGGGAGUGGAGCUUUGAUUUUCACAAACUUCUUCAGGGUUAGGACCCAUAAUUAAUUUAUGGAAGUCUUCUGGGCUGAAUGCAAAUUUUAUUUAAUCUUCAAGUGUAAGAAGAAAAGUUAGGUCUUCAACCAGGGGGUGGGAAUGGAUAUUAUUUAACAAUAUUAUUAUUGCUCGAGCCCAAAUGGGCUCUGAGUCAAUAGCCCAUAAGGCCAAAGGCUGAAUGGGCUAUUGACUCAGAGGCCAUGAGGGCGAGAGGAAUAAUUGUUUUAGUAAAAUCCAACUAGUUGGUAAAAAAUAUCAAGACUAAACAACUUUCACUAGCAAAACGCAAUGCAGCCGCCAUUGUUUUGGUUUUCAAAGCUGGCGCUUUUGGCUACUAGUAGGCUAUAACAUAUAGCUCAACCAAUCAGAACCCAGCAUUGAUAAUAGACCACUAGUUGGAUUUUACUAAAAUGCAAUAGCCCCUUUUAUCAAAUAUUCUUGAAAAUGUAUGGAGAUCUAGUCUUGAGAAUUUGUCUGUGGACAUUGGGGCUUAAAGGGUUAAGACAGCCACAGAAUCCUUACAUUUCUACUAAAGACAUCAAAAAUAGAAGCCUAGAAAAGGAUGGUAAAGGAGAAGCCACGUCAGUUUGGUUGCUUAUAACUGGAAAAUUGGCAAUACAUCUUCCAUUACAUGUGUAAACAGCCAUUGGUAGGAGGGGGGGGGCUCCCAUAUGAUGGAGAUAGGGAUACUCAUCAUCUCAGAUGGUGGUAUGAUUAUGGGCUUCUGUCAGGGUGGAAAACCACACUUGUACAUAGAUCGCUCAAGAGAACAUACACUGUAACUACGGUGAUAAUGAGUCUUAUUGUUAUUAUUUUUGGGCCAUAAUAUUAUAUCCCAUCCCAGGGCAUCUUGUCUACCAUAGCUAGAGCAUUAUAUGUGUAAUAUGUUCAGUACUACUUAUUAUUACAUAAACACCAAAUUAUGAGAGACCAGGUGAGUCUUAUACAGUGUGUAUUUACAGCGGUUACCACUAACAUGCACCUUUGAAGGGUGUUUUUCUGUCUUUAAAAACCUGAGUUUUCGUGGACGUCAAUCAACUGUUUCCAUGGUUUUCCACGCACUCUGACAGAGAAGGUUCCCUCAUCGCUGAAUGAAAGGCGAAUAAUUUCAAACGACGACGGCUUUUUAAAAUUGUUUUAUUAAGAUGAAGGAUUACAUUGUUAAAACAACAAGGUCUCUGUGAGCUGAGUGAAAUAGCCGAAACAUUCUCUAUAGUUUAUGUAACGGUUUUUAGGUUGUUUAUUUAUUUGAUGUAUGAAAACACGGGAGCCGUGGAUGACUGAAUUGCCAAGAAGCUAGUAUAAAUUCAAAGAAACAAAAGAUAUCACACCAAAAAGGGAAAAAGUUUCCUCUGAAUGGAGGCCGUUUUCCAGCAGCAAAAUAUUGCAAAAACGGCUGAAACGCCGACAUAUAUAUUCCUCCGAAUGCUCAAGAAACGGAGAAAGAAUCUUCUCUAGGCCAACGCGUGAAAAACCAUGGUAACGGUUGAUUGACAUCCACCAAAACCCAGGUUUGAACCGAAGAACAAACCCUUUGAGGGCGCGGGGUGGUGGUAACCGCUGUAAGUGUCAUAAUCUGAAUAAUGGGCCAAUCAAACUACAUGUAGCUUAGGACAGGAUUACCCUUUCUCUCUUUGACAAAUUUAUUAUCAUUAUUAUUUUCCUUUCUGGAGAUAUUCAGUGUAAAUGUAGAAUGUCAAAGAGUUCAAACAUAUUUUACAAUCUUAGGAACUUGUAUUUUUACCAUAGGGGCAAAGAUAAAAAUUGAUCGAGACGGUGAGAACUUGUCAAGUACUUUACGAAAGUGUCUUAUUACUGGAACGUCAGAUCAAAUUGCAAGUGCUAAGGGCCUUCUUGAUGAAAAGAUAGCUGAAGAUAAGGAAAUUUGGGCUCAUAGGGGAGAUACAGGAAUGCAGAGAAACAGACGUGCACCAAGAACACUGGAAACUGCUCUGGGUUAGUUCUGUGAUAUAUUUACUAUUUUUGUUAUGAUUUUUUUAUUUAAAAGCUAUUUUACUGUCACGCCAGUAAAAUGUAGUUAAUGGAACGUGACACCAGUUAUCAGUUGCCCUUUCAUGGCGGUUCCUUUUCAAUAAAGCAGUUGUGUAGUCAAGCUGCCAAGGUCAGUAAGCUCUAAGAUACAUUGUAUUCUAGCGUAGAACUUUACGGCCUUGUUGUCUUUAGCAUGCUAGUACGAUCCACAGCAUUGGCCAACUUUUUCAAUGCACUAUUCAUGGCUAAGAGUGCGCACGUGCAAUGCUGAGCUGUCUUGUAGUACAGCCUUUUCUACUGGCUAUGCCAGCAGGCGUUUGUCUAGCUAUAAAAGCCUAGAACAAGUGUUCAGAGUUCACUUGGCUUCUGUUAUUCAGCAAGGUUAGCGCUCAGUAUACGAUUCUUGUAAAAUUUUCCCCUCCCUCCCUCCCUUUGGAGACGAGGUUUGGGCUUUGUUUUGUGCUAUGCGGUCAAAUAAACUAGGGACACUCCUGCGCGGUGCGGUUAAGUCUGCACAGUGAAUUCCCCCAAGCUUGUUGGCUGCGUUGCCGUUUAAUAUCACCUGCAAACCGAUACUCUUGUCUGAUCCAGCACGUGCUGUAUUGCAUUCAGCUCGUAGUGCUGGGGAGAUAAGUGAGGUUCUUUGGUCACCAUCGCCCGAAGUCGCAUUAGGCUAACCUAGCGCAAGGCAGUGCUCCCCCAUUAACACCAACAUGUCAUUAUUUGUUUUUAUAAUUUAGUUAUGCGUUUAACAUGCAUCGCGAAGGAACAGAGACAUUAAUUAUUUAUUUAUUUAUUUAUUCAAGUAUCAUUUUUACUCAAUGUAAACAAAUGCACUAACACGUCUUAUAAAAUUGUAGGUAAAAUUUAUUUUAUAUGAAAGAUCGUUGCAGUUAUAGACACAACUUUUGCAGUUGCUAAAAGAAUGCCUGAAAAAAUUCAGGCUUGUAUGGGAUUCAAAACCCUUGACUUUUGCCAUACCAGUGCACACUCUACCAACUGAACCAACAAGCCAACUGGGAACAGGUCGUUGAAUUGGUUCGUUAUAAACUCAUGAAAGGAUAAUUAUGAAGUUAUGAAUAUAUGAAAAUCAUAAUAUUAUAUGAGAACUGCGGGGUGAAGGAUUAUAGACGCAACUUUUGCAGCUGUGAGAGGAAAGCCUCAUUCAAAAUUAUUUUAUUUUGUUAGUGUUACAUGUAUAUCAACACCCUUAUUAGGCCUAUUCAUUAGCUAUUUUUUCACACAACAUACAUUUACUAAAUUGUUGUCAUUCUUAAUUUUAUUAUUAUUUCAGCUUCCUCAACAACAGGCACUGUACAAUUUCCAAAGACAGAAGAUUUUUAUGGGGUAUUUGUGUCAGCUAUCGACAGUCCUGGACAUUUUUGGGUGCAGAUUAUAACAAAAGAUUCUCCUGAUUUGGACAAACUUACAAACGAAUUGACACAACUUUAUUCAUCCUCUGAGACACAUGCAGUCAUUAAUGCUUUCAAGGUUUGCAUGUUGUAGAAAAUACAACAUUUGUUCUGAUUGGUCAAAAACCUGGUGGUUAUUGUACUGGGCCGAGUUGUUCAAAGCUGGGUUAAGAUAACCCAGGGUUAGUUAGAAAUUUGAAUUCAGAUAUGAAAGCUUAAAAAGCAAAUUCAGUUUAAUUCUUUUUGUCAACAAUUUGAUGAUUGGCUACUCUAAAAAGAAUAGAGAAAAUUGUCUGAGAAAAUGCUUUUGAUGAAAAGAAAAAGACACCCGGGUUAAAAUUUAACCCUGGGUUAGUGCUAAUUGGCCUUCGAACAACUGGGCCCUGGUAAGUUCAUCAAAACUAUCUGUCAGGUAAAACCACAGACAAGGCCUUGAUAGGAUGAUGCUAUUUUGUACAAUGGCCCAUUUUGAAUUUGCUCAAAUCCUCUUUAUCAAUGCAAUAUGCCUGGUGCACUAAGCACCUUUCAUGUGAAAAUUAUUUGUAUGUUAUUGGUAACUUAUUUUAAUAUGAUAGAAAGAAGACUAGAACUCACUUUGAAAGAGAUGCUGAAGGUUCAAAUGUAGUUCCGAAAUAGCAGAUAUUUCAUGGUUGCGCGGAGAUACAAAAUUUCUCUUCGAGUGUUGAAAAAUAUUUCACGAGUGAGUGCAGUGAACAAGUGAAAUAUUUUUUUCAACAUGAGAAGAGAAAUUUCGUAUCUCCAAGCGACCAUGUAAUGUUCUAUUUAUUAUAUAAACACCAAUGAAAUGCCAAACCAUUUUACUUAAAGUUUUUUGGUCUGAAAGGUGCGGUUUAUUAUGAAGCCAUAGCAAUGGUGAUAUUUUCACAUGUGAAGAUAACAUGUUAUUUUCACGUGUGAAGAUAUCAAGUUUUCACGGGAAAGCUCAUUUGGUAUUUCAUUGAUGUUUAUAUAAUAAAUAGAAAUAGCUUACGAUUUCAAAUAAGCAUCUAGCCCAUACUUAACUAAAGUCGAAAAAUCCAGAAAAUAUAACAAACAUAAAUUCUAUUUUAAAGCUGUUUUGCUUUGGAAAUGUUGGGGUUCAAUUUUAUCCUUGGUUUAAAUUUUAUUUUCCUUUGUUUCAAACUCAUUAUCAUACAUCACCAUACCCAAAAACAAAGGCAAAUAAAAUUUAAACCAACGACAAAAUUGAACCACAACAGAAACAACAUGGAGAGCCUCAACCCUCUUUAAGACUGUCACUUUUGGGACUAGUUCAUCUGGGAAUAUCACAAGGUGUCCAUUUUAGGANAAUUGAACCACAACAGAAACAACAUGGAGAGCCUCAACCCUCUUUAAGACUGUCACUUUUGGGACUAGUUCAUCUGGGAAUAUCACAAGGUGUCCAUUUUAGGAAGGUGUUAGUUAAGACAGAGUUGGCUGUAAAUCUUCUCAUACCAAAUCUACUCUUAGUUUUUGAAGAAAUCACAUAGUUUGCCACUUAAUUAACCUGAUUAACCAGGCUAUUGUACCAGUUUUGGCACUCUGUCCAUUCUAAAUAAAAUCAAAUAUUGUUUCAGUUUUUUAGGCAAUUUUUUAACCCAUGUGGGAGAUCACAAGAAAUGUUUGUCAAAUUUUCUAAAAAAAAAUGAAUUAAUAUUAAAAUAUAUAUAUAGAUAUAUCUACUUUAUACUAAAAGUGGCUUUUGUUACCCUAGGUUGGAGAUAUUUGCUGUGCUCCAUUUGACUUUGAUACAUCAUGGUACAGAGCACGCAUUGUGGAAAUCAACAAAGAUGGAACAGUGGAGUUGUAUUAUGUGGACUUUGGAGAUUCUGGGCAAAUUUCCAAGGAAAAAUUAAGAGAACUGAGGUAAGGUUUUAUGUUUUCAUUGACAAGGAAAGGAAUAUUGGUAUAGACUGAACACAAAAAUAAUAGACACUCUGAAAAAAUGCUGCUGUAUUUUUUCAGCAAUAGUUUAAUGCUGUUUAAAAGGAGUACGAGACAGGAUGAUGCACACACUCCCAUCUUAGUUUCCUUCACAGUGGCCAAACGGUUUAAUCAGUAGAUAUGAGCAUUCUAAGCAGUAACUACAAUGUAUUUUGAUUGCCGUGUAAAGAGGAAAAAACAUGGACAUUAAAAUUGCAGUAAAAUUGCCCUGGUUAUGUGACAAGCCACUGUAUUGCUACUAUUUUUGUGUGCAAUUUUUAAAGUGAGAUAAACAUGCAUGAACAACAACAACAACAACAACAAUAUAUUUAUUUAAAGAAAUAUAAAGUUGACAAUACUUCAUGUCCUGCAAAUAGCUACAAUGCUAAUCUAGGCAGGACAAGACUUUAACUAAAGGCGUUAUUAAAUUACAUAAGAAAAAAGAAAAGAAGAAAUACAAAAACAUACAGAAAGAAACACCUUACAUAUAAAUUCAAGUACAAGGGAUUUUGUUAUUUGAAAAAGACUAAAAUUACAACUGGAGGUAUAUACAACAUAUCAGGUUAACUUCACAAAAUAUUCUAUUAAAAAAUUAACAUUCAAAUAAUUAUCUUCAUUACCUAGAACAUUAAGGAGUAGUGAUUUAAUUUUUUUACGAAAAUUAGAAACGUUGAGAGUCUUAACAGAAAGUGGAAUAGAAUUCCAAAUAGACACACCGAUUCUAGUAAAAGAUUUUUUCAUUUUUUCAGUUCUAGAGAAUUUGACAGAGAAGCAUUCUUUUGCAGAUAAUCGCGUAUUAUAAUGAUGUUCUGUAUUGAUUUUCGCAAACUUAUCGAGAAGACUUUUAGGAGCUGUCUUAGCAUGAACGUCAUACAUUAAAUAGCUUAACUGUUGAAAGAACAAAGACUGCAAAGGAAGGCAGUUUGAUUCAAUAAAAAAAGGGAUUGCAUGGUCUCUGGGUUUAGAAAAAUAAAUCAAACGCAGAGCACGUUUUUGCAGAACAAGUAUCUUAUUGAGGUAGGUCUGUGGACAGUUGCCCCAUGCACAGAUACCAUAAUUUAAAUAAGGAGAAAUAAGUGCAUGAUAUAAAUUCAAAAGAAGACGCCGUGGAAUGUAAUGCCUCAUUUUAGCAAUUAUUCCAACCGAUCUACUAAUUUUGUGACAGAUAAAGUCAAUAUGAUGCUUCCAUGAUAGUUCAGAAUCAAUCAUUAUACCCAAAUAUUUAACAAAGUCCUUCAUCUCUAGAGUUACUCUAGUAUUUAAAGUUGGAUUAAAAAUCUUAAUUUGAGGAAUGAAAGGCAUUCUUUUUUGGUGCGGACGAAAAAUGACAUAAUUAGACUUUUUGACGUUGAGCGUUAGUUUGUUAGCAUUAAGCCAUUCACUUACUUUCUCAAGUUCAUUAUUGACAGUUAGUUCAAGAGUACGUAAGUUGUCAUUUGCAUAAGUUAGACUUGUAUCGUCUGCGAAAAGAUAAAAAGUAAAUUCCUUGGAAGAUUUAUGGAUGUCAUUAAUAUAUAACAAAAAUAACAAGGGUCCAAGUACAGAGCCUUGAGGCACUCCACAUACGAUCGUUUCAGUUUCAGAUAUGCAUUUGUCUAUUUCAAUAGACUGUCGGCGAUCUGAAAGAUAUGAUCUAAACCAAGAAUUUAUAACUCCUCUUAUUCCAUAGUGUUCAAGUUUUGUCAAAAGAAUCUCAUGGUUAACAGUAUCAAAUGCUUUCUUAAGAUCUAUAAAAAUUCCACAUGAGUACUUUCUAUUGUCCAUAUUAGAAUGUAUGGUGUUCACAAUAUCAAGAAUCGCGUGCUGGGUACUAUGUUUAUUGCGAAAGCCAUAUUGUAAAUCAUAAAGAAUAUCAUUCUUGUCUAUAAACUUUAUCAGUCUACGAUAUAAAAUUUUCUCAAAUAAACGAUUAUAAAUUGAUAACAAAGAAAUUGGCCGAUAGUUUUCAGGUAACGUCUCGUCUUCACCCUUAUACACUGGAAUUACUUUUGCAUAUUUAAGUUUUGCAGGGUAAACCCCAGUUAGUACAGAGUGGUUAAAAAUUUUGGUUAAUGGUAUGGAUAUGACUGAUUUAGCAAGUUUUAACAGUUUAACAGGGGUAGAAUAAAGCCCCAGGGCUUUAUUGUAUGGCAACAAGCUAAUUUCUGUUUCAAUUUCUUGCGGUAUAAUUGGAUCAAAAUAAAAACUGUUCUGCAAAGGUGGAUCAAGAUAAUCAGAAAAAGUAGUGUUAACUUCAGGAAUAUCGGUUGCAAGUUGAUGCCCUAUUGACGAGAAGUAUUUGUUGAGUGUGUUACCAAUCGUUUUAGGAUCAUCUGAUAAAACGCUAUGCUCGUUAGAACGAAUGAAGUUAAUUCUUUUUGAUUUUUUCCUUUUCUUCGCAUCUCCUAAUAUUUCGUUAAUACCUUUCCAUGUCGAUCGUGUAUUUUUUAUGUUAGAGUCGAAAAACCUUUGAUAGUGACGUUGUUUACUCAAUCGAAUAAGGGUUGUUAACUUAUUUCUAUAUAUUUUAUAUUUCGGCCAGUUUGAUUCAAAGAACAAUUUAUUCUUCACCUUUAUAGAUUUCCUUAGUCCAGCAGUUAGCCAAGGUUUAGUUAGCAUUUUUAGUUUUCUCACUGAAGCAUCCCUGAGCGGUGCAUGUUUAUUAACUACAUGAUUUAUGGUUUUAUAAAGGUGAGAGAACGACUUGUUUACGUCGCAAUUACCAGAAACCUCUUCCCAAUUAAUUGCACUUAGGUCAUUCAUGAAUUCAUUAGCAUUAAAGCUGGAAUAAUCCCUAAAUUUAGUCUUUUUUGUAUGUGGUAAUUUUUGCUUGUUUACGUUGACAAUACAGACUUGCGAAAAAUGAUCGGUUGUGUCGGUGACGAUAUUGCCACUAGAAAUAUUAUUCGUCAGGUUAUUUGUGAAGAUAUUGUCAAUUAAAGUCGCUGAGGACCCAUACACUCGCGUUGGUUUAUCAAUUGUAGGAAGCAUAGAAAAACUUUGCAUACACUGAAGCAGUAUCUGGCUGUAUUUACAGUUUUCAUAUUUUAGCAAGUCUAUAUUGAAAUCUCCCAUGAGAUAUAUAUUAUUAUUGUGAUUACUGAAAUACUCGAGGGAAUCCGAAAGAUAGUCAAGAAAUUGAUCUGCAUUAUUAUGUUGUCGGUAAACAAUGCCACAGAUAUUUUUCUUGUGAUUUGGUAGUAAAAUUUCAAUCCACAAGGCUUGAUAAGAGGAAUUAGUAGAGCGUUCUAAGACUCGAUAUUUAUAGUUUUCAUUAAUAAAAAGACCAACACCACCGGCAGACAACGGGGUUUUAACAAAUUCAAAGCAAUAGCCAGGUAGUUGUGGUAUAAAAUCAAAUAAUACUUAUGAAAAAUGAAAUAUUACUUAUGCCUUGGUUUCUCUAUAAUUUACCUCUUACUAUCUGUCUGUUUAGGUAUUAAUCCUUAGGAUGUCUCAUCCACUUCAAAAUUUGAUCAUUUUUUUUAUUAUUAUUAUUUUGAUUUUACUUUUCUUGUACAGUGUAAUUUUGACCAACACUUAUUUCUGGCAACCAUUUUUGUAAUUUAAGCUCACCAAAAUUUGAUUUAUAGAAAAAACUGUAGUUCAACUUGGAGCACUGCUUAUAUUGUCAAUUAGAGAUGUCAUCAAUUUUCAUUGUUAAUAUUAAAUUACAUGUACAUCUGAUGUGAAUGCCAGGAAUACAAAGCAUUGCAUUGCCUUUGUUUAUCUAUCAGGAAGGAACACAGGGGGCUUCCAUUUCAGGCUAUUGAGUGCUAUUUGGCUGGAGUAAAACCUUCAGGUAAUUAAAGAAUCCUUUCUGUUUACAUUAGUUUUGAUUUUAAUGGGGUGUAUUAUUACAUGUACAUGUCACACAAAUGACAGGCGUCUUGCAAGACAAAUCUUGUGCACUGUUGUCAAUCUGUGGUGGUGCUGCAACAUCUGGUGUGGCUGUGGAGUGCAAAAAGGCAGGCAGAUUCUGGCAGGUCAGCACCUACAUGUAACUGGCCUGGCUUGAGACGGGCAGUAGCUGACAAGUGAACAAUAAUGGCGUCUCCCACGGUCAAAGGCUGUCUGCAUCAUCCUCCUCUAUGCCUAUGGAGGUUGGACUUAUAACCCGUAUCUGCAAGCCUCCCAUGUUGUGUCAACAGUGAAAAUAAUGACGCUGGAGUGACCUCUGUAGGACACACACCUGGAUAGUUGAUAUGGAGACCCUGCGUUGCCCAGUCGUCGGAUUCCCCCUUUUGGCUGCCCCAAUGGGAGUGUGGAGCAUGCCAUUUGGUACCAGUUCAGUUACAGGAGAUGCUAAGGGCAUCCAUUAAACCAUCAAUCCACCUUAGUGGCUCCACUCUGGAUUUCCGUAGGGUUUACUCCAUAGCCUGUUCCCUUUCCCAUGACAACCUCAUGGGGCCGUUUGAAAUCAGUGUUAGCCAAAGUGCAUUCUCAUGUUAGACCAGCACAUUCAACCUACUCCUUUCAGGAUUUCCUUUGUUUCUAAUCCUAAACACUGUUGAUCUUUUGUAGGUGAAGAAUGGAGUGCAGAAUCCACUGAUGAAUUUGAGCGGCUUAGUCACUGUGCUCAGUGGGUUUCAUUGAUGGCAAGAGUAGUGAACUACUGUGGUGAAAUACCUUGUCUGGAAUUGAUUGACACUNAGGGCAUCCAUUAAACCAUCAAUCCACCUUAGUGGCUCCACUCUGGAUUUCCGUAGGGUUUACUCCAUAGCCUGUUCCCUUUCCCAUGACAACCUCAUGGGGCCGUUUGAAAUCAGUGUUAGCCAAAGUGCAUUCUCAUGUUAGACCAGCACAUUCAACCUACUCCUUUCAGGAUUUCCUUUGUUUCUAAUCCUAAACACUGUUGAUCUUUUGUAGGUGAAGAAUGGAGUGCAGAAUCCACUGAUGAAUUUGAGCGGCUUAGUCACUGUGCUCAGUGGGUUUCAUUGAUGGCAAGAGUAGUGAACUACUGUGGUGAAAUACCUUGUCUGGAAUUGAUUGACACUACUGGACAGACGGUAAGAAUUAAGAAAAUCCAGCCAUAACCAAGAAUUUACAGAAAAAAGCCGUUAAAUAGCAGUUAAACCUUUCGUUACAUAAGGGGGCCCCCUUCGUCCGAGAAGGGGCAAGUUUCCACUUUGUAAUGAAUUGAAACACUCGUCAAGUGUGAUUGAGUUUUAUUCCGUUUGUUAUCCUUGUUCCCACAUUGCUUGAUUCCUUCUGCUCUACGGAUUCGCUAUAUCUGAUUACAUGUAAUUCGUCACUAACGAUUAAGCCUUAUACGGGACAGUGUCAAUCAUUGUAAUCACUACACACUUUAUUAUGGCCCGCCGACCACUAAAUUCAGACUACAGUUAUCUACUGCAACUGUAAGGACUGACCACUGAACAGAAGGUUUACGCUAAAUAGAGUUUCCAUUGUAUUGGACAUUUAACUAAUAUCCAAUGGUGAAGACAUAUAUUCGAGCCAAAAAAGGUGCCGUACAAAGACACCUUGCAUUAUGAUUACUUUUUUCGUUAUAGUUUUUGUGUUAGUUAUUACGUAGAUGUAAAUGUAGUAUGGAUAGAAGCAGACAAAUAAUAUUUCUGGUACUUUAAAAGCUGUACAAAGCUGACUGGUUAAUGAUAUAAAUCAUGGGGUUUCAGGAUGUGAACAUCAACGAAGAAUUGGUGAAAAGGCAGUUUGCAGUCCACGAUGGGUUGAGUCCAGCAAAUAAACAAGAGCAAGGUACAGUGUACAACGAUGAUUGGAAGUGA